Acanthosepion pharaonis is the source of this 1254-nucleotide messenger RNA. Lineage: Eukaryota; Metazoa; Mollusca; Cephalopoda; Sepiida; Sepiidae. The record is from the annotation of a GenBank genome assembly.
AUGGGGAUAAUAUCCGUGACAUAUCAGGGACGUUCUAGCAUAAGACUAAUCUUUCUUUCCUUCCCCAUUCAUUUUCGUUCUUUUUUCUUCCUAUCCGCAUUUUUUUUCUUUCUCCUUCUACUUACUUCCUUUUUUUUCCUCUCUUCCUAUGAAACUUCUAACCUCCCAUCAACUAAGCAGCCGAUCCCGUUCUACACUUUACCAUCCACAUCUUUCUAUCUCUUCAAGUCUCUUUUUUUUCUACCAAUACACUUAUAUCUAUUCUCUCUUAUUUUCAAACCUUUCUGUAACAUUAUUUAUUCUUCUACCAAAUACUGUAUUCCUCAACAACUCUUUUUUUUUGGUUCCUGUCAUCUUUACUCCACCAUGAAACUCGUUGAUUUUUCCUCAUCCCCACUACCACCAAUUCUUCUUCUUCUUCUUCUUCUUCUUCUUCUUCUUCUUCUUCUUCUUCUUCUUCUUCUUCUUCUUCUUCUUCUUCAUUUAACCUAUUCCUUAUUAUUAUUAUUAAAGAUAUAUUCUUCUUCUCCCAAUUUUCUCAUUCUUCAAUAUCUCUUCUUGUUCAAUAAUAAUACUUUUUCCAGAUAUUCCUUCUUAUCCUUCUUCAUGGUAUUUUUCUUCAUUCUUUUUCUUCUUCUCCUCCUCCUCUUCCUCCCCAUCUUCUUUUUCAAGAUAAUUCUUCUUCUUCUCCUUCUUCAAGAUAUUUUCUUUUUCAUUUUCUUCAAGAUAUGUCUUCUUCUUCUUCUUCUUCUUCUUCUUCUUCUUCUUCUCCUCCUCCUUCUCCCCAUCUUCUUCUUCAAGAUAAUUCUUCUACUCCUCCUUCUCCAAGGUAUUUUCUUUUUCAUUUUCUUCAAGAUAUUUCUUCUUCUUCUUCUUCAAUAUGUAUAUAUUUCUUAUUAUUAUUCAAGAUAUUUUUAUUCUUCAAUAUUUCUCUUUCUUUGGUUCUUCUUCUUCAAUAAUUCUUAUUUUUCUUCUUCAUCUUCUUCAAAAUAUUUAUUCUUCUUUAAGAUAUAUAUUUCUUCUUCUUCAAUAAUUCUCUUUAUUUUUCAAGAUAUUUUUUCUUCUUCACAAUAUUUAUUUUUCCUCUUUUUCUUCUUCAAGAUAUUUCGUCAUAAUGUCCUCCUUUUCCUCAUCUUUCUUUCUUCUAGAUCUUCCUUUUCUAAGUCUUCUUCAGUUCAAUAUAUUUUCUCCUUCUUUUUCAUAGACAUCUUCUUCUUCUUCUUCUUCUUACUCCUCCUCCUCUUCUUUUUCUAG